Molecule: messenger RNA, 1924 nt
Organism: Cornus florida
Lineage: Eukaryota; Viridiplantae; Streptophyta; Magnoliopsida; Cornales; Cornaceae
Product: serine/threonine-protein kinase PCRK1-like
Exons: 5
Coding region: 390-1634 (414 amino acids)
Biological process (GO): protein phosphorylation
Molecular function (GO): ATP binding; protein kinase activity
Source: RefSeq, a predicted model, not a curated record
CUCACAAGUCCACAUAUCCAAAAUCGCGGUUUUAUUAGCUCUAAAGUCUAAUCUCUCUCUCUAAAACACAUUCUCUCUCCUAAUUAAUAUAGUUAACAUAUUUUCCAGUGGUGUAUAUAUUAUGGUUGGUGACCUGAACUCCAGCUGCUGAUCAUUGACUUCUUCCCUAGAUCAUGGGGUGCUCGUUUGCCCACUUGGGGUCCCCUCAACUCCCUUGUCUGGAUUAUUUCAAUUCUCUCUUAAAACCAACCGUCUGUCAUCACCAUUCUUGAGGGUUAGCACUCAACUCACAAGAUUGUUCCUUCACUCAUACUCAGAUUAUUCACAAGAUUGUUCCUUCACUUAUACUAUCAGAUUAUAAGAGUGAGGAAAUUGAAGUUUUUGGGGCUAUGACUUGUUUCCCCUUCUCCAGUAGAGACAAAACUAAAACUGAAGAAUCAAAGUCGAAAUCGGUAUUGGUUCACUCCACUUCGACAUCAACUGAACGUGAGGUGAGGAAAUCUGGCUCUGACUUCAAUUCUCAGAAUGUCUCGGAUGUUAGCACAGAGUUCAAUACCAGAAUCUCAUUUACAAGUUUGUCUCAAAGACAUAGCAAUCUCAGAGUAUUUACAUAUGCGGAGUUGAAGACAGCCACAAAAAAUUUUAGUCGCUCCCUUAUGCUUGGAGAAGGUGGGUUUGGGGGAGUAUACAAGGGCGUGAUACGGGAUAUUGAAGAUUCAAACAAAAAAAUUGAAAUUGCUGUUAAACAACUCAGCAGAAGGGGGUUGCAGGGGCACAAGGAAUGGGUGACAGAAGUAAAUGUCCUUGGGGUUGUUGAACAUCCGAAUCUUGUCAAACUUGUAGGUUAUUGUGCUGAGGAUGAUGAAAGAGGGAUCCAACGUCUUCUGAUUUAUGAAUAUAUGCCCAACAGGAGUGUGCAAGAUCAUUUAUCAAGUCGAUUUCAGACACCUCUUUCUUGGACUACAAGACUAAAAAUAGCCCAGGACACUGCUUGUGGCUUAGCUUACCUCCAUGAACGAAUGGAUUUUCAGAUUAUUUUCAGAGAUUUUAAGUCUUCAAACAUUCUCCUGGAUGACCAAUGGAAUGCAAAACUUUCAGACUUUGGAUUAGCCAGGCUGGGUCCUUCCGAUGGUUUUAGCCAUGUCUCAACGGCGGUUGUAGGAACUGUAGGAUAUGCGGCCCCAGAAUACGUCCAAACUGGGCGCCUCACAUCCAAGAGCGAUGUGUGGAGCUAUGGAGUCUUCCUCUAUGAACUCAUCACGGGUAGGCGUCCUUUGGAUCGAAAUCGACCUAAGAACGAGCAGAAACUCUUGGAUUGGGUCAGGCCACACCUUUCUGACAUAAAUAAGUUUCAACUCAUCUUGGACCCUCAGCUAGACGGGAAAUACUCCCUCAAGUCUGCUCAAAGGCUAGCAGCCAUAGCUAACAGGUGCUUAGUGCGGCAACCAAAAAGUCGCCCCAAGAUGAGUGAAGUCUUGGUUAUAUUGAACCGGGCUGUGGAGCCAACAGAAAUUGGAAGCCCUCAACCCCCUCUGAAGAGUCCCACUCCAAAAGAUGCUCGCAAAAAGACCACGAGAGAAGAUCUGAAGAGAAGGUUUCUCGAGGUGGUUUGUAUGGCGAACAUGGAGACCUAAGCUCUUGAGGACUACUUAAAUUGUUGCAGAUUUUCUUGUCACGUGGGUGAACAAAGCUCAUGCAGAAGGGCUGGCUCAUUCGUUGAACGUUCAUCCUGUUUUGAUCUUUAUGUGUUUGGUGCAAUACAAUUUGUACAGCGUUCAAGUAAAAUUUUACAAUAUGUGAGUUAUUCUAAAGAAUGAAUGUUUCAGCUGAAAAAAAAAAGCAUAGAUAUUUCUUCUCGAACAAUUAUAUACGAAUAAAUAAUUGUAAUUCUAAUUUAGCAAAUGAAAUUUUUUUAUUUUUAUUA